AUGGCCUCGGCCUCGAUCCCUAAGGGCCUGGGGAACACACCGAUGGCCCUUCUUCCGCCCAUCCCGCUAUACAGACGUCUCCUCCGCGCACACCGAAAGUACCUGCCUACGGAGAUGAGGCUGUUGGGCGAUGAGUACAUCAAGGCUGAGUUCCGCGCGCACCGCACCGUGGACAACCCGGCACAUCUGAUCGGCUUCCUCACAGAAUGGCAGCUGUACGCUCAAAAGGUAGAGGGAGACCAGUGGAAGGGCGACAAGAUCGACCCUGUAAAGAUCGCCAAGAUGAGCGAUGAGCAAAUCGGUCAGCUGUAUGAGCUGAUGCAAGCAAUCAAGGACCGCAGCAAGCAGCAGGGCGAAGGUGAGGAGGAGUCAUAG
Molecule: messenger RNA, 375 nt
Organism: Colletotrichum aenigma
Lineage: Eukaryota; Fungi; Ascomycota; Sordariomycetes; Glomerellales; Glomerellaceae
Product: Succinate dehydrogenase assembly factor 3
Exons: 3
Coding region: 1-375 (124 amino acids)
Biological process (GO): succinate metabolic process; mitochondrial respiratory chain complex II assembly
Cellular component (GO): mitochondrial intermembrane space; mitochondrion
Source: RefSeq, a predicted model, not a curated record